GUGUAAGCUAAGUGGACUGUGGUUCCUCCAUCUUUGGUAGUGCAAUUGCAGUGGAACUUCUGGAUAUGCUGAAGCGUUUCAAUGCUCAAAAUAGAAUGCAGACUUCUGGCAAGGGCAACUUUCAAAGAAGGUAAACAGCCUGCCAGAAAACUUGGAAUCCAAUGCUCAUAGAUGACCUUUGAAACUCGUUUUCGACAUGCCGUUCAGCUUGGGCUGGUGCUAGUGCCAACCAGCGUUUCUUCUGGAUUUGUUCAUUUGAUGCCACAGCCGUGGCAUUCUUUGCCUAGUUUGGAUGCCGGCCUGGAGCGUGCAGCUCAGGCCGAAUAUGAGUUGGGUGUCCAGGCUUGGAACCUGAGACAAGCAGAGCAAGGAUUGGAAUUGUUUCUCCGGAGUGCCCAGAAAGGCUAUGAAGUCGGAGAGUACUGCUUCCGCUACGGCAUGUACCAUGAAUUUCCACCUUCAGAUAUGCAGCAAGCGUUUCGCUGGUACAAAAGAGGAGCGCGCAUGAACCACAAAGGUUCAACGACAAUGCUGGGCAAGCUCCAUUUGGCAGCUGGUCAAAGGGACCAGGCUAUGCAUGUCUUGCAGCGUACAGCUGUGCCAAAUCGAGCCUUCCGUACAGAAGGCCAUGGCGGUCAAAGAGGUGAUUCUUUAGCGCAAUGGUUUUUAGGAGAAUUGUUCUUGCAAAGCGCGAAGCUUCGAGAUGCUGUGAAAUGGUGGAAGCUGUCUGCGGAGAACGGAGAUAUUGAUGCCAUGAUGCGCCUGUCACAAAUCUUCAAGGAUGGUGCAGUUGGAAUUCCUCAGGAACCUAUGUUGUCCCGCCAUUGGCUGUUUGCGGCUGCUGCCCAUGGGCACAAGGACGCACUUGAUCAUGUGAAUUGGGCUGCAACGUUGCGCCCCCGUGCGGAGCAAAAGUGGAUUGACUUGAUGGAAGAAUAUGGCUGGAUCUGAGGUUUUGCGGCGUCGCAAGCCUGACUCAACAAGUCAGUUGUUUCACAAGACAGGUGUCAUUGAGGCAAAGAGGAAGCUGGGCAAGAGGAAGGGCAAAAGAGUCUAGGAAGGGCA
Durusdinium trenchii is the source of this 1065-nucleotide messenger RNA. NCBI's taxonomy places the organism in Eukaryota, Dinophyceae, Suessiales, Symbiodiniaceae. The record is from the annotation of a GenBank genome assembly.